Eleginops maclovinus (Patagonian blennie) is the source of this 4380-nucleotide messenger RNA. It is a transcript of the gene creb1b, whose product is annotated as cAMP responsive element binding protein 1b. Bases 157 to 1143 code for a protein of 328 amino acids. Gene Ontology annotation, biological process: regulation of transcription by RNA polymerase II. Gene Ontology annotation, molecular function: protein binding; cAMP response element binding; DNA-binding transcription factor activity, RNA polymerase II-specific. The record is from RefSeq and is a predicted model, not a curated record. The transcript is spliced from 8 exons. Lineage: Eukaryota; Metazoa; Chordata; Actinopteri; Perciformes; Eleginopidae. Gene Ontology annotation, cellular component: nucleus; ATF4-CREB1 transcription factor complex.
CGCCAUCUGCUUUCUCGUCCUUCUCCAAUCUCCGUGUUGUUGUUCCCGGUGACGCGGCGGAGGUGUAGCCUGACGCGGGCUCUUACGUGUCGGCCAGAAUAAAAGUGGAGCUCCGGAGGCCCGGGAGUGACGAAGGGAGUCUGUAUCGCUCAGCCAAUGAGGAUGGAGUCAGUGGAGGUUCAGCAGGUGGGGGAGGCUGCUGUGACUGAGAGCGAGACCCAGCACAUCACCCAGGCACAGAUUGCUACCCUGGCCCAGGUAACCAUGACGUCGGGCCUCACCUCAGCAACAGGUCCCACAGUAACGCUGGUACAGCUUCCCAAUGGACAGACGGUCCAGGUGCACGGUGUGAUCCAGGCCGCACAGCCGUCUGUCAUCCAGUCCCCACAGAUCCAGACUGUACAGAUCUCCACCAUAGCAGAAAGUGAAGAUUCACAGGAGUCAGUGGACAGUGUGACCGAUUCUCAGAAACGCAGAGAGAUCCUGUCCCGACGCCCCUCGUACAGAAAAAUCCUGAACGACCUUUCAUCUGACGCUCCCGCUGUUCCUCGUAUCGAGGAAGAAAAGGCAGAGGAGGAUUCAUCUAUUGCUGCCGCAACACCUUCAAUCACCACCGUCACUAUGCCCACACCCAUCUACCAGACCAGCAGUGGUCAAUACAUUGCAAUCACACAGGGUGGAGCCAUCCAGCUGGCUAACAACGGUACAGAUGGAGUCCAGGGCAUCCAGACUUUGACCAUGACCAGCGCAGCAGCCGCACAGCCAGGAGCCACCAUCCUCCAGUACGCACAGACGAGCGACGGCCAGCAGAUUCUGGUUCCGAGUAACCAGGUGGUGGUCCAAGCCGCCUCUGGUGACGUUCAGGCCUAUCAGAUCCGAGCAGCCCCCACCAGCACCAUCGCCCCAGGUGUGGUCAUGGCUUCAUCCCCCGCCCUCCCUACCCAGGGCGCCACAGAGGAGGUCACACGCAAACGAGAAGUCCGCCUCAUGAAGAACAGAGAGGCAGCCCGUGAAUGUCGCAGGAAGAAGAAGGAGUAUGUUAAAUGUCUGGAGAACCGAGUGGCCGUCCUGGAGAACCAAAACAAGACACUAAUCGAAGAACUGAAAGCCCUUAAAGACCUUUACUGCCAUAAAUCUGAGUAGUUCCCAUCCUUUAACCCGAGCUAGGCUAAGUAGCAUUUCAGUUCUCUUUAAAUACUUUGACUGUUUGAUACUGCCUGCCUGGCCUUCUAGUUUGCACACAUCUGGCCAGUCCAGUUCUGCUUUUACUAAAUCCACUUCAGCAGUAUAUAAAUAUAUAUAAUCUUCCAAGUAACAGAGCACUCUAACAGCACCAACAAUUAUGUGCAGCAUCAAAUCAAAUCAGCUGGUGACAAAGGUAAACAUUAGGGCUGCACAAUAUAGCGUUUUUUGCCGCCAUUGGGUUUUGCCCUUUAGGCUAAACACACAUUGCGUAAGACUGAAAUAUUGCACUUUCAAAAUUGUUACAUAUUUUAAAUUAUGCUCUAUCUGUAGGUGCCAUUUUGUCUGAAAUGGUCCUGCUGUUAACUCUACAGCCAGACAGCCCUCGCUGUUCAACAAUGAGGAUUUUCCAAUGGCCUGGGGCCAGUAAGAAGUCGUGUUGGUCUGUAAACACAAUAAGUAGCCUGAUCUGACAAACAACACUACCCCACUCUACUCUCUGAGACUCUGAGACUUCCCCUUUGUUCAGCCUGUGUUUUUCUUUGUGUGAGCAGAGUGACAAACACAGGUAGCCUUGUUUAGCUCAUAGACAUUAUUGUAAUUUACCAUAAAACAAUAUAUACGUUGUUGACAUACAACGCGUUUGUUGUUUUGAGUAUGUUUUAAAAGGAAAAUAGCCGUUAAGAAGUGAAAUGGCAGUAAAUGUUAAAAUUUCAGUUUUAUCUGUGACGGUUACAUUUAAAUGUAACCUUAUGCUUUAAUGUGUUUAUUAAUUGCAUGUAAUAUAGUUAUCAGGAUAUCCAACGUUAACAUAUCAUUUCCUUAUAUCGUGCAGCCCUAGCUAACACGUUUCUUCAUGUAACUGUUGUAAGCCUGCGUCCUAAUGUCGAAGAUUACACUAAUACUCAUACAGGUUGGUACAACACUGUACUCAUCAUAUUCAUUGUAGUGAAACUUUAUUGUAAAAGAUUUAGGCAAAAUUAAGAGUCAGACAUUUCUGUAUCAGGUGAGGUCAGUUAUGCCAUCAACUGCCGUCCUUUUUAGGAAGUGGAGCUGUGUGUGUCAGCAGAUAGUAGAUUGUUUAAAAAAGGACGAAUUGUGGAGUCCCACUUUUAAAUUUUACUCAUUUGGUUUCCCUCUGCCACGACAACAUACGUGUAAGAUGCUAUUUAAAUCAGAUAAUGGGCAAGUUGAGGCAAAGUUUUAAAGAAAGAUUUUGUUUUCUACAACCCUGGGGGUUGCAACAAAAGGUGCUUUUUUUUUACUAAAUGAAAUCAAGUCUGAAUUUAAAGUUAAAACUUCUCAAGACAAAUCACAAUUUCAAGUGUGUUCAUAGAUAACUAAAGGUUACUUAUAAAUCCCAGCUCGCUGUCUCCCAAGAUAUAACUGGUUGAGUAAAAUGUUGUUGUACAAAAUGAGAGUCCAUCCAUCCAUCCAUCCAUCUAAUAAAAUAUUAUCCAGGUUGUACAAAAAACCCUUAAUCUUUUCCGAGCCCACCUUUAUCUUACUGUGCCACAGUUAAUGUCAGUUUGUCUUCAAAAUAUGACCGUCUUGAUCAAAAAUAUGUUCCUCGACAUUUCAUUUUUCCAUGUUUUACAGUAUCGUGUCUGUUGCAACAUCUGUUAGAUGGUGGUAAGAUAUGGAUUGGGUGGCUGUAUGACCAUACAUUUUUUGUAGCAGAUUCUUUAUCAAAUCUACAUGAGAAAUAGGCUAUACAUGAAUUCAACACUAAUAAUCCAUGAAAAUGUCUGUUCUGUUUAAAAGAAAUCACUUUUAUGGAAGUGUACGAAGUUUUUGAAAAGAUAAAUGUACGUGUUUGUCAUUUGUUGUUUUUUUAUAUAACUGUAUAUAGACUCUACUGCAUGUGUAGACCUGUUUUUAUUUUUAUUUGAUAUGGAAAAUGUUCUUAUGGCUUGUAUGAAACUAAUUUUGCAUAUUUGUAAAAUGUAUCAAUGUAAAAUUUAAGACAAUGUAUGUGUGUAUUCAUGUAAUCCACCAGGCCUACCGCAGUCAUGGCAGCUAAGUGUAAGAGAAGAGGCCUUUGUUGGAGAUGUUAUAUUUUGGAGUGCGGUACUCUGUUUAGGAUGAACUGUGUUUAUUUGUAGAGAGUAGAGGUGGUCUAAUGAGAGCAGCCAGGAACCACAUACAACAUAUAUCCUGUAAUUUCUUUAUUUUUUUUUAACUGCAGAAUUUGUGUUGGCUUAAGACUCAUCCGUACAUGGUUAUGAUCUUAACUGUAAGCAACCUAUUACUAUAUCUUCCAAUUCAUCUAAUGAAAGCACAAUUUUCCCCCUCCACUGGAGCCCUUCUUAUGUUUGUUUACUUGUUUCUUUAUAUCACUUUUUAAAGAUCACACGUUCAUUCUAUGAGUUUUAUUUUUGUAGUUUAAAACAUUUUUAUAUUGUAAAGUAUGUAUUUGUAAUAUAUAAAGGAUGAAUGGGUUGAAUCUGCUAAAAAAAUCAAUCACAGCAGCAUCUCUUACUUUGAGCAAUUCAGAAGGUGUUGAUGGAUUUGCACAUGUAGACCGACAGAGAGAGAAAGGAGAGGAAAUUGUACAUUUGAUUAAAGCACUUAUUAGGAAAUAUCUGUAUAAAGAGUUUACAUAUGUUUGUUUGUUUUUUAAGUGUAUCCUGAAAAGAAAUAUGAAAACCAACUCCUGUAAUUCACACAUCCAGCGAUGGUGCAGAAAAAAAAAUCUUGUAAUAAUCCUUUUUAUAUACAUAUAGUGAGCUCAACUCUUUCCAACAAAACCUAAAGUGUUUUCAUUUCUGUGCCAGAACAGUUCAUGCCCACCGGGCUCACUUGUGCAUGAAACAGAUUGUUAUACGUGUAUGUAAAACUAUGUAUAUUCAGAAUUUCUAGAAUAGUAGUGACAUUUUUCUAACUUUUAUUGUGAUCAGUUUAUAUAUUGAAACUUUUACAAGUUAUCAAUUUAAAAUUCUAUGUAUCAUAUAGUAUCUUGUAGAGACAAGGUCACUAAAUAAGGUGUUACAUACCAUUUGUUUGAACAUUGUUACAUUACAAAACUAUACCAGCCCAUUAUUGGUAAAUGAUGUUUCUCUGAGAUCACACAACUCUUUUGUUAACACUUGCUAUGUUGCAAUAAACUGCUCUUGACGACUGUUAAGCAUUUUUUUGCUGUUCAAAUAAGAUAAAAUAUGAACAAUUCACUAAUGACAGACGUUGAUGAACCAUGAA